Molecule: messenger RNA, 2606 nt
Organism: Linepithema humile (Argentine ant)
Lineage: Eukaryota; Metazoa; Arthropoda; Insecta; Hymenoptera; Formicidae
Source: RefSeq, a predicted model, not a curated record
AUGUACGGUCUGUACAGAGCAUGGUUCGGCGGUGGCACCGCCGCGAGCACCGGCUAUCCAUGUCUCCAGGACACGUUCUCGCCGCCCGAUACGGUGGUGCGAGUCGGCAACGAGGGUGAGCACCAGUUCGUCGCACAUAAGGGUGUACUCGCGGCCCACAGCGGUUACCUCAAGGCCCUGCUGGCGAGCGCGGCACAGACGACGACGAUGACUACGACGUCAUCGUCGAUGGCGACAGUGAAUUCGCUCUACGAUCCCGCCAACAUCGCCGUCACGACCGCCAAUGAGCAAUCGCCGCGACCGGUCACCUCUGUGUCGGUCUCGUCCAUCGGUGGAGAGGCUUUCGCCCCGCUGUUGAACUACAUGUACACCGGCCGACUGGAGGUGACGCUGGACAACGUUUACAGUGUGCUGCUGGCAACGCAUUUGCUGCACAUGCCAGGUGCUCUCGAGCAAUGCAGAGCCGCGCUGCUGAGGCUGCGAGCGCCGCCGCCGCUACCACCGCCGGUACCGACGUCCACGUCGACAACAAACGCGCCGCCGGGGAGCAUCCUGAGACCCAUACCAAGCAGGCUGGUGGUGGGCCCGCCGCUAUGCUGGCCCCCGACGACGUCGCUCGCGUAUCCGCCGACUGCACCGACGGCACCGGCCAUGCCGCAUCUGUCGAUGCAGCCGUUGAUGCAGCCGCCCGUCGUCAUCGCAGCUCCGAGAGAGAAGCAAGAGCAGUGCGCGCAUUAUAGCGUCGGUGAAGCGUCGAAGCUACCCGAGUCCUCGCCGACUUCGCACACCCAUCACAAGCGUCAACGAUUGAGCCGUCGUUCGAGAACACCGGAGAUCGUUUCUACUGUAUCCACCCUACCGUUCGUGGCCGCAGCCGCGGCCGCGUUCACUGCGUUCGCCGUGACGAACACAACGACGAACUCUACGACGAGAACAUCAUCGCCAGCGCGCUCCAUUUCGCCCGCUCUGUCCUCCGUGUCGCGCACGAACUCGCCUAUACCGCACCACAGCAACGACAAAUCGGCAGAAGUUCGAGAGAUUCAACGAGGAGAACAGGAAGUCGAAGUUUCUAGCAACGAUCAGCAGCGCAAGAUGUGCGCCACGGUAUCCAUUGAUGAUCGCAAUCGCGGUAACAACAACAGCAAUGUCGGAGCCAUCGCCGAACACGAUCGAGGUCGCUCGUCACGUCGCCGAGCUCGAGCCUCGAACGCGAAGGAGACCACCACCACCACCACCACCUCCUCCUCCUCAUCCUCCUCCAAGAGCACUGUCUUCUCCGUGGUGUAUGACAUCGCAUGCUGCGACGGACCGGUGCGCUUUCACCGAGUCCUGAAUGAAAACUACUCGUCGACUACACCGCACGGGCCCAACAUGCAAGCUCGCUCCCCGAGAAACUGUCAGCUACCGGAAGGCGAAGAUUUGUCGAGUGAGAAUGAUGAGAACGGCGGGCCGGGGACGAGAGGAGGCAGCCUCGUGCACAGUCCCAGCAACGACUCGAGCAACGACGGCAGCAAUGGCAAUAGUGGCGGCUGCUACACCUGCGGUUACUGCAAGCACACCUUCAAAUCGCAAUACUGCUAUAGGAAACACGCUAAGCGGCACUUGCUACCGACAAGAAUCAACGGUGGCAACCGACGGUGGUGGGAAGACACUGCGCGAGGAAAUAGACGAGAAGUUCGAUUAUUGGACUUGAACGUGCAGUAUUAUCCCUGCAAGAUCUGCGGCUGCAAGUUCCCGAGCUACUACUUUGUUCACAAACACCGGAAGAUGUGCCACGCGAACGAAGAAGAGAGGCCGGGCACCACGGACGCGAACGCGUCGAGUCGCGACGCGGACGCUUCGUCCACUCAGGACGCUCCGUGAAAGGACAUGAUUCUCUUUCUCUUUGCGGACAGACUUUUCCCUCAUCUGUCCCCAAAUAUUCAUGGAAAGAACGAGAAGAGGGAAGAUUCCGCUCAGCAAGAAGAGAAACAAGACUAUCAAAGAACAAAAUGGAAUAUCGAUACUUGAAUAUUUAAUUGUAAACAAACUAGAUCGGCAAAGACUAUUGUAGAAUGCAACGAAAUGAACAUUAUGCUUAACAUUCGACAUUAAAGCACGUUCUUACAUUACCUCAGAAAUGUAUAAAUCAUUAGCCUAGCGUUAAACAGCGAGCAAGCCUAGCGAACAAGCGUUAAAGGAGAAUUUAUAUAAUUAUUGAUUGGUUUAGUGUUUUUAAGUAGACAGAGUAACUAAUCGCGUUUCUCUCUCCUUAUACGUAUUCUUUAACGUACAUCUUGAUGUUACACACCGCAAUGUUUUGCGCGUUGAUGCAUUCUCCGUGCAUCAACAAAUUGUACAAAAACCGAUAGAAAUUUGCGGCAUAGUUAUGUAGUCGAUGUAAAGCAAAUGCUAAUUUCUCUAUGUGAAGCGGAACAGCGCGUACACACAACUGUAUUUAAACGUUAAAUUUACCUGUAAAAUUGAAUCUAAAGUGAAAUUUAAAUCUCAAUUCAUUGCCGCUUUUCCAUUCGUCUUGCACAGAAAAACUCCAGCCGCAUGGAAUCGUUCUUUAUACUUGAAUAAUGUAUAAUAUCUCGAUAAUUUUCUCCUGAAUUUAAAUAAGU